Molecule: messenger RNA, 5288 nt
Organism: Rhincodon typus (whale shark)
Lineage: Eukaryota; Metazoa; Chordata; Chondrichthyes; Orectolobiformes; Rhincodontidae
Product: versican core protein-like
Exons: 9
Coding region: 299-4873 (1524 amino acids)
Molecular function (GO): calcium ion binding; signaling receptor activity
Source: RefSeq, a predicted model, not a curated record
CCACACUAAUAUUACAGCAGCACAUGAUGCAGAUAUUGAACUUUCCAUUCCUUCUUUCCUGGAAAUAGAGGGCUCCGGUGAAGGAUUAUUUAGCAUCAAAGAUGCAGUUAGCCACUUUCCAGUUCUUUCUUCCUCGGAGGUGAGUCGCCACAUAGUUCCAGUGACAAAUAAAAUCCCACUAGAUUCACAUCCUCUUCAUACAGCUGUUACUGGUGGACUUGAUGGAGGGUCUGGACUGACCACAUCUGGUUCACCCAUACCUAGAUCUGAAACAGAAAAGAUAUUUCUCAAAGUGCCUAUGGAAGUGGCAGACAAAUCUCCUGCAACAGCUCAGGUAAAUGAGAAGGAAUCUGUUGAUACAUUAUUGUCAGCCCCAACAAAAAGCAUGGAUGUGACCUUUCCCUAUGUCACUGUUAUGCCUGCAUUUGAAGAAAUGUCUCAACAUGCCAGAACAGAAGCAACAAAAGUGAUCACCAUGACUGAAGAGCUGCCAGUGAAGGAUAUUGAGCUUUCAGAUAAAUUUCCAGCUACUGAGAAAAGCGCAAAAGCAGAGAAAGAUUUGCAGACACCAGUGCCGUUUGUAGAUUUAGAAGGUUCUGGUGAAGGAAUAUUUACCUUCAAACAAGUAGUUACAGAUGUUUCCACUCCAGAAACACACAGCCAUUCAGUCUCAGUGACGAGCAAAACAUCACUGGAAGAGGAAGCUCCUUAUACAGCUGUUACUGCUGGCCAUGAGGCAGAAGCUAGGAUAUCCACAUCUGAUUUACCCAAGAUAGAGGCAGAGACACAAAAAACAUUGAUAAAAAUAUUUACUGAAGCAGCAGACAAAUCUCCAGCAAUAACUUUGGUUGACAAAGUGCAAACUGUUGAUACAUUGUUUUCAGUCUCAACUAAAGCUCCCCAUGUCACUGUUACACCAGCAGUUGAACAGAAGUCUGAAGAAUUUACAUCAGAAUCAACAAAAUCAAUGACUGGAAUGUACAGUUUGCCUGGAAAAGUGAUUAUAAAGCCUUCAGGGACCUCUGCAGCAAUUGAAGAAACCACAGAAAUGAUGGAAGUUUCCCACAAACAGCCUCCUCUUUCAGAUGAAGAAAGUUCUGGUGAAAAAGUUGAACAAGAACAUAUUUCGGCAUCAGUUCAUCCUGGUGUUGGAGAUGGCAGUGAAAGUGAAGAAGACUCAACUGAGAGAACAAGUGCCAUCACAAUACAAAGCAGUGAAGAAACUGUGGAAGUUGGCUUACACACAACAAUUUCAUUACAUGAGCAGCAAAGCACUGUUGAAGCUAUCCACAGUGAGGAAUCACAACAAGAAGCGGAGGUUCAGUCCAUUACUGGGGCUGUGCAUCAGGAAAAAACUGACAUGUCCACGCUCAAAGGACAAGAGAAAACUGAGGUUAUUGGUAAACCACAAUCAAAACCAUCUGUUGAAUACCCUAGGCCUUCACCAACUCCCAGGGAACCACUCAUAUUUACUACUGAAGCAAGCAAACAAACAGUCCUUCCUUUUAUAGAAGAAGCUUCUAGUGAAUUAACAAAGGUGCAGUUUGCCAAAGAGUUUUCUCCUACCUCUGCUCUGAUUGGUGAAGAGUUCUCACCAAAACAGCCAAAAGUAUUUGUCAGUAGUAUACAUGUAAAAGAAACCCCACUGGUAACUACCCCAACUCUUGUUUCAACAGACAGGGUAAAGGAUAAAUUUCAGCCUAGGUUGGUUGAUAGGACAAGAAUCCAAACAGAUGAUGAAAUGAAUUAUACACAAAAAAUAAUUUCUAGUACUGCCAGGAGUGAAGAGGAUUAUAAAAAAAUUGAAUCAUUGUUAAAAACAGUUAAAGCAGAGCUAAAAGAAACCCAGGAGGGAACUACAAGACCUGAUGAGAAGACAUUAGAAAGUACGGGUUUUGUUUGGGAUGGGGGAGAUGACCAAUUAUCUGAAGAUAAAAUUACAGAUAGUUCUCUAGCACCUCAAAACUUUAGUGUAAUUUAUAUGAAUGGUAAGGAAAAUGGAAUUAGUAUUAUAGAAGAACAGAAAUUUGGAACCACUACAGUAUCAGAUUUUAUAAUUGAUGUUGACAAAAAAUUAGAAGAUGCUAAAGGAGAAAUUGAAAGUAUAAAUGUGGAUAAAAUUGAUGAAGAGACUCCAACUUAUCUGCCAACUCAUAACGCCACAAAAAGAUUGGAAAUUAUCCAAACUGCGGAACCGGAGCACAUUGCCACUUAUGCCUCGAGUGAUAUUGAGACAGAUAUUACUGGAUCUGGAGAUCUGCCUUCAUCUUUAAUCCCAGUAACACUUGAGCCAAAAGUUAUCAUCAGCACAGCUGCCACAACAGUUUCCUUGGAUAGAAUUGGGAAAGAUGUGUCUGAACCAGAGGUGACAAAGGACAUGUUGCCAUUAUUUAAGACCACAAUUUUACCUCAACACGUAUCUGUUUCAUCCACGGAAGGCAUAAGGAAAAAUGUGUCAAAAAUAAUUCCUGUUGAAGAAGAUGGUGACACAUACACAUCGACUGUGCAAACUUCUAUCGAGUAUGUAGAUGGUCAAAGCACGCCUUCAGAAAAAUCACCAACUUAUCAAGUAGUCAAUGAUUCAAAGGCCCAUGUCAGUGAAGGAUACAUUCAUCCUAUGACAGAACGUAAGGACAUUGAAGGCUCAACAGCAUCCAGUUUAUUACAGGAGGAAUUUUCUGGAGAUGAUUUUCUAAGUGUUGAAGAUAGAGCAUAUACCCAUUUACUGGAUAAGGCUGCCCAAACACAGACUUCAUCUGAACUUGGUUUUGAGUUUGCUAACACAGUAAGUUCACCAACAAAAGCAACUUCUACUGAAAAGCAAGCUGUGACUUUAACAGAGCUGCUUACAGAACACGUAUCUGCUAAUAACUUUACUUCCUCUUCUACAGAAGAAGGUAUAUCAAUAGAAUUGCCAGACCAGAAGCAUGGUAAAGAAUUGGUGAUGAUUGCAACAAUGGAACCAACAACACAGCAAAUUAAAAUGGAAGAACCAGAAAGUUUGCCUUCACCAUCGAUCUUUGACUAUGUUUCUACAAAAGAAGAAAUUGGAGUAAGUCAAAUAAUUACACAACCAAUUAUUAGUCAGCAAGAAUUUUCAUACACAAUGGACAAGAGAACUGAGGAGACUGUGUCUAAUACAAUGUCUUUGUUAGAUUUGAGUUCAAAAUUACAAUUAGCAGAAAGUUCUGCUUCAGUCUCAACGCCAAUCAAAAUAUUUGAAAAAGAAUCACCUGUGCCACAAACAACCACUUCCCCAAGCGCAGUGGGUGAAACUCCCUUAUAUGAAAUUCACAUACAUGCCUCAGAACACAUUACAGGGACUGUAUUGCCACCAGACGCAGAUACUGCCAUGCCUGGAGAAGUAGAUGCAUCACCAGCACAGAAUAAUUACGUUGAAAUUUCUAAAGACACUUCAGUCAGUGCAACAUCUUUAAGGCCAGCUACAGAACAAAAGGAUCCUGAAAAGGAUAUUAAAGAAUCUGUUAAAGUCACAACAAUAUCAUCCUCUUUACAUGAGAACACUUCACAGCAGCUGGAACUAUUUGUGAAGCAAGAUCUCAAAGAUACAACAGUAGUGACACAUGCAAAAAUAAGUGAAUUAAGGACUCCUCCUUCAAUACAUCCUUCACCUUUUGUAGAAGGGUCUCUAACAGAUGGCACCGACAUUCACACAGAUGUACCUCCUCCAUCACCCCUGGACAGAUCAGAAGAUGGAAGAUCUACACAAACACCUCAACUAUUGAUAAAGAGUACUGAUGAUUCUGGUAAAAUUAUCUUUCAUUUGGUACAAAUUGAUAACAAAACUACUGAAACCACAUUGGUGUCAACAGCUCGCUCAAAGACCACCUCUGAAAUCGAAUCUCGGGAGCACAGUAAAACGGGUGAACCAAUGAUUACUGGUGUGCCAGAGGACGGUGAGACUGUUCAUGUACCAGUUCUGAUAGCACAAGUUAAUCCCUGUGAAAAACAACCUUGCCAACAUGGAGGCAGUUGUUACCCACGAGAAACAAGUUAUAUUUGCACCUGUUUGCCAGGAUUCACCGGGGAUCAUUGUGAACUAGAUAUAGAUGAAUGUCAAUCCAAUCCUUGCCGUAAUGGAGCCACAUGUAUUGACGGUGCCAACUGUUUCAGUUGUAUCUGCUUACCAAGCUAUGGUGGUGCUUUGUGUGAACAAGAUACGCAGGUGUGUGAUUUUGGCUGGCACAAAUUCCAAGGACACUGCUACAAAUACUUUGGUCACCGGCGGGCUUGGGAAGAUGCAGAGAAGGAAUGUCGUCUGCAGGGUGGUCACUUGGCCAGCAUCCUCACACACGAAGAGCAACUUUUUGUGAACCGUAUUGGCCAGGACUACCAAUGGAUUGGCCUAAAUGACAAAAUGUUUGAACAUGAUUUCCGUUGGACUGAUGGAAGCCCUCUGCAAUACGAAAACUGGCGCCCAAACCAGCCCGACAGUUUCUUUUCUACUGGAGAGGACUGUGUUGUUAUGAUCUGGCAUGAAGAUGGCCAGUGGAAUGAUGUUCCAUGUAACUACCACCUAACCUACACUUGUAAAAAAGGCACAGUUGCCUGCGGUCAACCUCCUGUUGUGAAGAAUGCCAGGAUGUUUGGGAAAUUGAAACCUCGAUAUGAAAUAAAUUCGAUGAUCAGGUACCACUGCAGUGCAGGCUUUAUCCAACGCCACUUUCCAGUCAUUAAAUGUCGAACCAAUGGAUACUGGGAUAAACCAAAAGUCGCCUGCAUAACACCUUCAACAUAUCAGCGAAACUCCCGAAGGUAUAUUCACGGAUUAUACCGGAAAGGAAUGAAAAGUUCUCAAGAACCUAUCCGGCAUCAUCAUCGCUGGAUCAGGAAAUUCCAUUCAGGGCACUGACUGCACCACUGAAUGAACCUGGAUGAUUAAUUGUCUGAUUCCAAAACAUUGAACAUCCUCUUCCUCAAUCAAUCUCUCACUUCUACAGCUACAAGAUUCCUGUGUAUUGUAUUUCUAAGGAUGCAAGGUGGGAUCAAGCCCAGAGACUGCAUUGUGAAGCUGCUCUUUAACUCACCUGGAUACAAGCAAUCAGAAUAGCAAGUGCAAAAGGACGCUACAUGACCUUUCCGAAAACCGUUUGGUUCUUUCUGAGGUCACAAGUGCUAAUAUAUUAACUUUCUCAGAUAUGGCAGCUUUUGCAACCCUCACUAACCAUACUACAAUAUGGAGCUGCCUUUUUCUAAGGGUGAAUAUAAACCUACCUUUUUUUUUUGUAAAAAAAAACAAAAAAAUAAAUUAAUUUUUGUAUAUAUAA